Molecule: messenger RNA, 1694 nt
Organism: Onthophagus taurus
Lineage: Eukaryota; Metazoa; Arthropoda; Insecta; Coleoptera; Scarabaeidae
Source: RefSeq, a predicted model, not a curated record
AAAAUGUUUGCGUUACUGUUAACCAUUAAUAUUUUUAAGAUCGUUUUUGCAAUCGAACCUAUAGUUAAAAUUGAAGAUGGUGAAUUAAGAGGUUCUAUAUUAAAAGAUAUCGAUGGGAAACCUUUUUAUAGUUUUCAAAAAAUUCCUUUCGCUGCUCCACCAAUUCGUUCGUUAAGAUUUAAGGAUCCUAAACCGAAUCAAAAAUGGAAAGGAGUUAGAGAUGCCACUAAAGAAUCUCCGAUAUGUCUUCAAAAACAAUUUCUUUUACACGGUAAUUUCACCGGGGUUGAGGAUUGUUUAUAUUUAAAUGUUUAUACUCCGAAGAUAAAACCAAACAAAUUAUUUCCUGUUCUCGUUUUUAUUCACGGCGGAGGAUUCAUCGAAGGUAGCGGAACUUACUCAUUUUAUGGCCCAGAAUUUUUAAUAUCACAAAAUAUAAUCCUUGUAACCAUUAAUUAUCGCCUUGGAAUUCUGGGAUUUUUAAAUUUCAAAAAUCAAUCUCUUAAUGUUCCCGGAAAUGCUGGGUUAAAAGACCAAACGAUGGCUUUAAAAUGGGUUCGUAAGAACAUCGAGCAAUUUGGGGGAGAUAAAAAUAAGGUUACAAUCGUUGGGCAAAGUGCUGGAGCUGCAAGUGUUCAUCUUCAUGUUAUUUCACCAUUAUCAAAAGGUUUAUUUAGUAAUGCCAUAAUACAAAGUGGAACAAGUUUAGCUCCUUGGUGUAAUGGAGAAAUUAAUAAUGGGGUUACAGCUGCUAAUAUUUUAAAUUAUCAAGGUAAUAAUGAAAGUGAUAUGUUAAAAUUGUUACAAAAUGCAUCUGUUGAUGAACUUAAAAAAGCUUCGGUUAAUGUUUCGAUGUUAGUAGAAAUUGAUAAACCAAAUAGAUUCGGACCAACAAUCGAACAUCCCAACCGCGAAGCUUUCCUUACAGAUAACCCAAGAAAAUUAAUAAAAAAAGGAUUAUUUAAUCACGAUGUAAAAAUCAUGAUUGGAAUAACAAGCGCAGAAGGAAUGGUGAUGGAUUCAUUUUUCAUUUAUCGCGAUGGAAUUUUCAAUCCACUCCCAACAAGCAAAUUCAUACCUUAUUACUUCAAAUUUUCCUCCGAUAAAAAUCGACAAAAAUUAGUUAACAAAAUUAAUAAAUUCUAUAAUUUGGAGAAUAAACUCGACCCAAACCCACAUUUAAAUCUCCAAAGUGAUAGUUAUUUCACGUUUUGUUUAUAUGAAACAAUUUUUGGGCAUUUACGUUAUAACCAAAUUUAUCUUUAUCUUUUCUCCUCGGAUUCGAAAUUGAAUAUGUGGAAAUACAGUAAUAAUGUUACUAAAAAUUAUGAGGGGGUGUGUCAUAUUGAUGAUUUAGGGUAUUUAUUCCCGAACCCUAACACACCAAAGGUUGCUUAUGAUAAAACUUCGAAAGAAUAUAGAUAUAUUAAAAACACAGUUAAAUUAAUAUCUAAUUUCGUUAAGUUUGAAACUCCAACUUUACCCGAUGAGAGAAUUCAGUGGAAAAAAGUAAACAAUAAAAGUAUUAAUUAUUACAAUAUUAAUUUGGAUAAUAAUACGCGGGGAAUUGGGUUUUAUAAGGAAAGGGUUAUGUUUUGGUGCGAUGUUUAUAGGGAACAAAAAUACCCGAAUUUUUGUCCAGAUAAUUUUUAAAAGGAAAUUGUUGAAAUAAAAGUUUUUGUUUAAAAUGCAAA